Hymenoscyphus albidus is the source of this 1418-nucleotide messenger RNA. The record is from the annotation of a GenBank genome assembly. NCBI's taxonomy places the organism in Eukaryota, Fungi, Ascomycota, Leotiomycetes, Helotiales, Helotiaceae.
AUGGCCAAUUUUUUGGCUAUACAUAUUAGUCCAGGAUUACUAUAUUCUGCGGCAGUAAUAUGGCCAAUUGUUUGUAUCGCCGUUGUGUGGGCUCGUUUUGCGAGAAGAACAGCCCAAAGAGUAAAAAUUGGCCCCGACGAUUGGUUGAUUUUACCAGGACUGGUGAGUGAGCAAUCUUAAUGCUAGCGACAAAAGCUAACAUAUAUUCUUGAAGCUUCUAGUUAUCGGAUUGACGGUGACGCUUCUCGCGGGAACCGCACAAAAGGCUCUGGGAUAUCCUACACUAAAGUUGGCACUGGGAACAGAGCUAACUGCUGUAAAUAAUUUGCAAACCAUAACGCGGAAGGUACUUUUCUUUUACGUAUAAUCAUAGUGACGAACUGACAGUCCUGAUAGGCUUAUUUUGCCAGUGUUCUUCUGAGUACUGCAGCAUUGACUUUCAUCAAACUGAGCUGCGUUUUUUUCUACUAACGUAUUUUCGCCAAAGGCGCCGAUAGAAUUGUGUCAACUCUCAUCUGGAUACUCAGUGCUCUAAUUCUCAUUUGGGGAAUUGGGAAUUUCUUCGCAUUAAUGUUUGCCUGCGGCACUAAUUUCUAUUAUUUCUGGACGAGUGUCGAGAAUCAGCUGAAAUGUCCGGCUGAUUUAGUCAAAAUUCAACAAUCCCUUGCUAUCUCAGAUGUGCUCAUGGAUAUCAUAAUCCUAUUGUUUCCCGUUCCACUGGUGAGUUAUCUGGGAUGAGCCGUUCUCUAAUAACCGGGUUACUGACAAAAGUAGGUUUUGAAGUUGCAAUUGUCUAGAUCAAACAAAUUCGCUGUUAUGGUUAUAUUCUUUCUAGGAGCCAUGUCAGUCAUACAGAUAUGUAGAGCUGAUAGCAAAGACUAACCUAAUAUAGCUCCUUUAUCGCUUCCGUUGUGCGUCUUGUAAUCAUUUUACAAGGCUUGGAUGGUAUGUCGUUUGGUCCUAGAAAAUCCUUCAAUUAGACUCUACUGACUAACUCAAUACAGCUCAGUUUGCAGCAUCGGCAGAUCAGGAUUGUAAGUCAAGUCUGUUUCGAACAAAUGCAGACUAGCAACUCAUAUUUUCAACUAGUCGUUACAACAACCGCUCUCUAUUUUCUAUACAACGAAGCUUGUUUUGCUCUUACUGCCGUCUGCCUCCCCUCUCUGUCAGGAGCGAUCAAAGUCAAAGGCGUACAAACCAUGGUGGAAGGAUUUAAUGAGGCAUCUUCCAAUAUUUCUCGGAGUUCGAUCGAAUCUCGAAAAGUCAAUAGAGAACUUGCCGUCGCCGAGAAUCACGGGAGUGGACGACGUUCAGACGGCGAUAUAGACAUCGAGUUGGCUCAUUACCCUCCUCCUAAGCCCAAAAAUAAGGGAACCACAGCAACAAAUGAACUUAACGGGCCGUUUACAUCAGCUUGA